This is a messenger RNA of Acanthoscelides obtectus, 803 nucleotides long. The record is from the annotation of a GenBank genome assembly. NCBI's taxonomy places the organism in Eukaryota, Metazoa, Arthropoda, Insecta, Coleoptera, Chrysomelidae.
GAAUGGCUCUUUGGCUGAACUCGGUCGGUAUUGUGACUCAUCUAGAUCGCAGCAAAAACAGAAAUAUGCAUGCUCGACGAGUAGUGAUACUGUUCGUGUAUCUGUCUACAGUAUUUCUGGCAGUAGCCAUAGCGAAAGGAUACCCUCCUGAUAAAAGGAUACAGAGUCCCUCCUCGUUCAAAACAAUGUUGAGGUUCGGACGAUCAAGUAACAGUAACAGUGAUAAGGACCUCAAGCCUGUAAAUGUAUAUCCAAGAGCGGAUGCAUUUUUCUUGGGCCCAAGGUAUGGCAAAAGAUCUGUCUGGGGGCCCAAUCCACUCUCAAUGACCUGUGGAGAAGAAAGUGAUAUGUCGUGCUCAUGGGUCGGGCUUUCGAAUUUAUACAGAUGCAUACAGAGAAGUUCCUUUAGAGCCAAGCGUGUUUUGAAUAUUCUGCCUGAAAUUGAGCCUGAACUGGGGUUACCAAAUGAACCUUAAUUACGUAAGAAGUAACUAGAUUUCUAUAGUCUUACAAAACUCAAAUUCAAUGUUGGUGCAACAGGCCAUUGGAAGGAAAGACAUGCUGAUAUCCUCGAACUGAGAAGAUCUCCAAAUGAACGUCACAUGUGAUUAGAAAAUUUUGUUUGUUUCUUGUAAAGAAAUAUUACACCCAGGCUCGCCCCCUGGCUGGGGGGGCAAGGCUUGCCGUUACACCUCCCGUUAUGCUCUUCUUUGUACUUGCAGUGAUCCAAUGUAUUUAUAAUUAUUAAUAAAUGAUUAAUGUAAUGCUAAUAUUGAUGUGUAAUAAUAAAUAUCUUAGGUUCG